AUGACAAAGACCCUCCAGAUAUUUUACUGGGAUCCAAUCGAGUGCCUCCAGUCACUUCUUAGCCACCCCAUGUUGGCCGAUAGUUUUGAUUUCAUCCCACACAAAGUCUAUGCUGAGGCAGAACAUGCUGUUCAUGUUUACUAUGGUUUCAUGACUGGUGACCGUGCUUGGAAACUUCAGGAAGAUUUGCCUGAUGGCGCGACCUUACUUGGUGUGGUCCUCUCCUCAGACAAGACCAAGGUCAGCAACCUUGCUGGCAACCGCUAUGCCCAUCCGCUCCUCAUCACUCUCGCCAAUAUCGACCCUGAUGUAUGUGCUAAAGGAUCCCUCCAGGCAUAUAUCCCUCUCACUCUACUUCCUGUUGCAAAGUUUAUCCAUAGGGUCAAACACAUGUAUGGUGUUCUGGCAGACUGGUUACUUCAUCAAUGCAUUGACAUUGUGAUUGAACCGUUGAAGCAAGCUGCACGCCUAGGCAUCAUGAUGAGUGAUCCAGUGGGGUUCGGUAGAUAUUGUUUCACGCCCCUUGUUGCUUAUUCAGCAUCACUCCAAAUGGAAUCUCUCUACCUUAACAACAUUCUUUGUGUCAUUACUGUUAUCUAA
Messenger RNA from Suillus fuscotomentosus, 600 nucleotides. RefSeq lists its product as uncharacterized. The transcript is spliced from 2 exons. Lineage: Eukaryota; Fungi; Basidiomycota; Agaricomycetes; Boletales; Suillaceae. The record is from RefSeq and is a predicted model, not a curated record. Bases 1 to 600 code for a protein of 199 amino acids.